AUGAAUACUCCAGGAGCCGUAUCAAAAAUAUUCUGGCCGGCACAUGUGUGCACACCCCGAACUAAAGCUGGAUUCUUGAUCGGUUGGAACAUUCGUAGUUUUACCACUUGUAUUGCAUCGGUAAUCUCGGAUGUAAAUCUUAGUGAUCUAGAAGCCACAUUAUCUGCUUUAUCAACAGAUACUAGUUCAUCGUUUGUAUACAUGGGAAAGGUGUGUGGAGCACCUCCAAUAGUUUUGGGUCUUUUGACGACAUUUUCUGACAUCAACGAGGAAGGGGGAAGUAUCCUGAAUGCAGAAGGUGUUGCAGACAAAAGGAAGACGGCGAAUUUAUGGAUGACAAUCCAAUUGCAGAGCAAUAACAUGCCUCUUCUAAGAUCUAUCUAUUGUUGUGGAUAUCGUUAUUCAAAUGUCAGUUCAGAAAUCAUUUUCUACAAACAACCAAAUCCAACUAGACUUCAAUACAUUUCACUUGAUCCAUUAGUACUAGAUAUUCAACAAAACGGCAGACAUAAGGUUGUUCAAGAUUCACUUCUUAUUAAAAACAUGAAAAAAAUCAUAAACACUCGUUUACACUCGGGGAAACAGCGAACGCAGAUAAAUGACAUGGAACUUAUUUUGAAUCAGAUUAAUUCUUCAUUUGAAACUGAGAAAGCCAUCACAACUAGGUGUCGAUUUUUUAUCAAUCGACGUAAUCGCUGUAACAUUAGCGUUUCUGAAACAAUGAUGGAAUACGCAAUUUUUAUUAAAACGAGUUUUCUUUAUCCCAUAAAAUAUCUGCUGCUUGUUUUCCGACCAAUCCUUGUACAACCUAUAAUUUUCUUUUUUAUGUUGGUGAGAAUAUUCGCCGAGAUCGUAUUGUGGAUUUUAAAUUUACGGUUUCCCCCUUUUAUGUUUAAUGGAAUGGCAUUAAAGGAUUUAUCUGCGACAUCGCAGCAAAUUGAUUUACGACUUCAACAAGCAUGUUUUUGGCCUUGGCAAUAUAUGUUACUUAGGCGAAGGGAUUGGACAAAUACUGCGACAACACGAGCACAAUAUAUUAGCUUUUAUAAUAGCAUGUGGCUUGUAGCAAAUGAUAUUAUUAUCGGGCUUACUAUCGGUUCUUUUCUUGCCAACAAUUGUGAGUACGUGGCAAACCUUAUUUUGAAGGACUAUCUUGAUCAUUAUACGAUAGAAAAAUUAGUAUCAAUGAUAGAUUGGCUGAUGGGUUGGCCAGCCGGUUUGAAAUUAAAUAGUGAAUUAGACAGGUUUUUGGGCGAACUAUUUCUUCGGCUAAUCGAUUUAUGGAAAGGACCAUUGACACCAACUAUUAUAGGAAUUAUUGGGUUAUCUGGAAUGUUCGGUGGAUCAAUGGUUAUAUCAUUAUUAUCAGAUUUUUUGUCAUUUAUGACAAUUCACAUCUAUUUAUUUUAUAUGGUCGCUGCAAAAAUAUUCAAUUGGCAGCUUACCAUAUUAUAUUCUCUAUUUAAUUUAUUCCAAGGCAAGAAAUGGAACACAUUACGGAACCGUAUUGAUUCCUGUGAUUAUGAUCUGGACCAGUUGCUCUUGGGCACUAUACUAUUUACGCUAUUAACAUUUCUAUUUCCUACAGUAGUGGUUUAUUAUGCAACUUUUGCGGCUAGUCGUGUUGCUGUUAUCUUUCUGCAAGCAGUUAUGGAAACUCUAUUGGCGUUCUUAAAUCACUUUCCAUUAUUUGCAAUUAUGUUGCGAUUCAAAGAUCCGGAUCGAUUACCGGGUGGAUUAAAAUUUGUAAUAUGCGAUCCAGAUUAUUUUGCAACUCGUGGAAUCGCUAGAGUUUUUAGAGGUAUAAAGUCAUUUUGGCCAUGGAAUAGCCGAUUACGUAAAAUAAGUAUUCCUUCUACAACUACUUCCCCGAUAAUUAACAAUCUUAGUGGUAAAUCGACAUCAAGGUUCGAACGAAACUCUCAAAAUGAAGAGUCUGAUCAAGUUAUUAGAAUGAGGAAAAAUCGAAUAAUGAUUAAUUCAAAUUCAUCAUCGUCAUUGUCAAUAACUCCAAUUUCCCCUAUGUCUUCAGCAUUUAUAUCAUGGCCACCGAAAGUGAGCCAUUUAUUAAUGCAGAAUUUACCUAUUCCAUUAUCAGCAAUAUUCUUUCAAUAUUUAUUAUUAUGGAGACGGCUAAGUUCACAUUAUUUUUCUUUUUAUGUAUUAAGAUGUCUUGUUAGUGGUGAAACUAUAAAACCAAUAGCUAGACUUCAGUAUCCAAUGUUACCUGAAACUAGGUAA
Funneliformis mosseae is the source of this 2241-nucleotide messenger RNA. Lineage: Eukaryota; Fungi; Glomeromycota; Glomeromycetes; Glomerales; Glomeraceae. The record is from the annotation of a GenBank genome assembly.